CUGAGAGUGAUGCGGCCGAUGUAAACAAAAUUAUUUUUUUUCCAAUGGACGAAGAGGUUCCAAGUGGCAGUGACAAUAUUGUCACUGAAUUCAACACAUACGAAGACUUUUUAGAUUCGCAGAUAAAUUCACUUGAUCUUUACUACCUCGAGGAUGAAGAAUUGGCAAGACAGUUGGUUGAACUUGGGUACAGAGGGAGUGGGGAAGUUCUGAAACGGGAAGAGUUUGAAGCAAGAAAACAAGCAGCUGAAGCCAGCAGACUGUCAAAACGCAGUCAACAAAAAACAUUAGCCAGUUCAGGAAAGGAGUUGAAAGAUCCGUUUUUGAAAGCCUUGGCACAGAGGGAGGAAGCAAACCGGAGUGGUAAAAUGACUACAAUUAUUUUUGUGAGGGAUAAGAAUGCGAGAGGUCAGGAGAUUUCUGGUUACAUUGACUACGCCCACCGACUGAAAACUGAAGAUUUUGAGCCGUACUUCACCAGUAGAAAGCGCUUGCUACCUAGACCUUUAGAUUUAAGUUUCUACAACUGGGAGACCCAGACAUCUACAUCCAGUCCGACGCCCAACUAUCAAGUUAUUGCUGAAAAUGCAUCAGGCUUGCUUUUCAAGAAUAAACGAGACAGGAAAAUCAUUAAUGUUGACCCAAAGGCGGCCACCCCGGGAGACAACUCUACUCGCACUGUGAUAGAAACACCUCGUUACACUCAAGUUGUUAUUUAUGACCACAUAACGAGGAGGAAAACUUAAUCAUAUACUGUUAAAUUAGUUUGUAAAAAUGAAAAUUGUGUGAAUGGCAAACAUUUUGUGAUCUUGUUUUAUGCAAAUCAUUCACAGUACUUUCUUAUGUUUUUCUCUGUUGUUGUGAUGUCACUAAUAUGGAACACUUUGGUCCUUUAUGUCACAAGCAAAUAAUAGAUACAUUUUUAACAGAAAGUUUUAUUUUUAAUGAAAUGUAAACCAAAAUUGAAAGUUCAAAUGUUUUUAGUUGUGGAGGGUUAUCUGAUAUUAAAAACUUAUAAUUGUAUAUAUUCGUUUAGUUACUUUAAAGUCAUGUUUGUAAGGGUUUUCAUUAUUUAAUUUAAUUGUAUAUGUAUUUAUAUUACCGGUAUAAUAAUUUCAUUAUUUUUAUUAUUGAAUUAUUUUUCUUAGUACAAUAAUAUAUAUUUUCCUUGUUUCAUGUGAAAAAGAAUUAGUACUUAUAAAAUUAUCUCUUUUUUUAUAUAAAAAGAAUUAAGUUAAAAAGCAAAUCAAUUUAAUUAGUGGAUAAAUGGAUGUUGAUUCUUCCAUUGUGUCACAUUAAUACACUCAGACAAGAUAUUUUAUUAGAACUAUAUUUGGAUGCUUCAGUUUGUAGAGACUAUUUGUAAAAUACAUAUAGUAUCUACUUAAAGCGGCUGAAUAAGAUGUUUUCUCUGUGUGUUUUUUAUUAUUAAAUGUAACUCUGUGCAACACUGGUUAUAGUUUUACAUUUUAAGUGACAUGUUUUAUUUUCAUUUUAAAAUAAAUGGUUCUAAUAAA
Molecule: messenger RNA, 1517 nt
Organism: Gigantopelta aegis
Lineage: Eukaryota; Metazoa; Mollusca; Gastropoda; Neomphalida; Peltospiridae
Product: cilia- and flagella-associated protein 299-like
Exons: 6
Coding region: 45-746 (233 amino acids)
Source: RefSeq, a predicted model, not a curated record